Messenger RNA from Ruditapes philippinarum (Manila clam), 2140 nucleotides. RefSeq lists its product as uncharacterized. The record is from RefSeq and is a predicted model, not a curated record. The transcript is spliced from 5 exons. Lineage: Eukaryota; Metazoa; Mollusca; Bivalvia; Venerida; Veneridae. The coding region runs from base 557 to 1297 and encodes 246 amino acids.
GAGGUUAGUCCCGGAUAAGAUUUUUCUUAAAAUUUGAAGAAAUUGAUGGAUAAUUAGGGCUCAUCAGAUGGAUGGAAGUCAUUUGAGUGUCGGCACUUCUUUGGUAGGGAAUACACAUGUGUCAACAUCAAAGAUUGGCAGAUUCUUUUGAAGAGCAGACUAGUCAAUUGUCAGAGGUCAUCAUGUGUGUAAAUUUUGCAAAUCAAGAUGGCACAUGAGAUACAUUUAAAGAACAACAAAUACCGGCAGUGGGUUAAGGCUGGCCUAGGCUUGGGUUAUCUUAAAGAGGGACUUGCGCCAUUUUUGUGAUGACAUAGGAAGACAGCAGCACAACGAUAUUAUAAACAAAAUACAACAAACAAAGACUCCUCAACCAAACAUACCAUGCAGCACCUGUCAGAUAACAACUCUCCAGCCAGAUCAUGUCCGAGUCUCAAAAGGGAUAUGUCCCCUCAAUCAAGAUAAAUGUAACUGUUGUUUUCCUAAUAAUUAGAGACCCUGUCCAAACAACGUAUGUGGUGCCAUCUAUGACAGCAUUAUACAGUAUCAUGCAUCAAUGCCACCAGUACCUUUUUGGAAAAACAGUGAUGCCCAACAGUGGUCGACAGAACCGUGGGAGGUUUGCAAAUGUUUUAUAAAUGCUCCUGGGUACAAGGACAAGACAUCAGCAGUCGACACUGAUUGCACUGGGUUGCUUCAUGUUAUCAUAAAUAACAAGUACUUUCAUAGCCAUAUUGGAUGCAAUGUUACAGGACCAAACAAUCUUUUUUCAAAGGUACGGCAGUACCGAAACGAAAUUUUUCACUCAAGCAAUAUGGAGUUAGAGGAGAGCAAGGCUAAUUGUUAUAUUGAUGACAUGAUAGCUGUUCUACAAGAUGGUAAAGAACUUUUACAUCAACAAGAUGCACAACAAGCUGUCAGGAAACUUCAAGAUCUGAAGAAAAAGGACUUCAUCAUUACUACUGAAGACUUUGAAGAUAUCCUGAGGCAAAUCAAAGAUGAAAUGUCAAAAGUUUUGAAAUCAACAGAAAAUGCUGCAACUAAGUCUGAAGAAGAAUAUGAGGACCUGAAAAAUAAAUUAACUGAACUUGAAGCACAGAUGUCAGAAGCUGAGAAAGAACGUACAGAGAUGAAAAGGAAAUUUACUGUUCUUGAGACAGAGCAAAAAGAGGUAGAAUGUGUUUCUAUUGUUUGUUGCCAGUUGAUAUAUCGGUUACCAUACAUGUUGAUACAAUUGUACAUGCAUAAAUGUUUGUUUACGGUUAUUAAUAUACCGUUUCAUGUACAGUACAGAUAACGAGGAAUGUUCAAAUUCCUGCGAGUAACGAGUAAUUACAAAAAGCGUGACUACGAGUGAAUUAUAAAUUUCUUGUACACAAAGAAUGACUCCGCGUCGAUAACGAGUGACAAUUAAGUCCGCAGGACUCUGUGAAUCUCCGAGUCAAAAAGAGUGACUCCGAGUAAAUAAGACUGAUUUGGCAUGCUUUAUUUAUUAUACCCCCGCACAACAAAGUUGUAAAGGGGGUAUACUGGAAUCAGCUUGUCCGUCCGGCCAUCCGUCGGUUUUUUCUUGUCCGCCCAAUAACUUAAGAUAUCUCUGACCCUUAGUCUUCAAAUUUGGCAUGGAGGUUAGUCAUGAUUAGUAGAUGACCCCUAUUGAUUUUGAGGUCACUAAGUCAAAGGUCAAGGUCACAGGGGCCUUGACUUAAAAAAGCUUGUCCGCCCAAUAACUUAAGAUUCCUUUGACCUACAGUCUUCAUAUUUGGCAUGGAGGUUAGUCAUGAUUAGUAGAUGACCCCUAUUGAUUUUGAGGUCACCAGGUUAAAGGUCAAGGUCACAGGGGCCUUGACUUCAAAAAGCUUGUCAGCCCAAUAACUUAAGAUUCCUUUGACCUACAGUCGUCAUAUUUGGCAUGGAGGUUAGUCAUGAUUAGUAGAUGACCCCUUUUGAUUUUGAGGUCACCAGGUCAAAGGUCAAAGUCACAGGGGCCUUGACUUCAAAAAGCUUGUCCGCCCAAUAACUCAAGAUUCCUUUGACCCAUAGUCUUCAUAUUUGGCAUGGAGGUAAGUCAUGAUUAGUAGAUGACCCCUAUUGAUUUUGAGGUCAUCAGGUCAAGGUCACAGGGGCCUUGACUUCAAAA